AUGGGAAAGGUUCACGGAUCUCUCGCCCGUGCCGGCAAGGUCAAGUCUCAGACCCCCAAGGUUGAGAAGCAGGAGAAGAAGAAGACCCCUAAGGGCCGCGCAAAGAAGAGACUCACAUACACUCGCCGCUUCGUGAACGUGCAACUCACCGGUGGCAAGAGGAAGAUGAACCCCAACCCAACCUCCUAA
Molecule: messenger RNA, 189 nt
Organism: Diaporthe citri
Lineage: Eukaryota; Fungi; Ascomycota; Sordariomycetes; Diaporthales; Diaporthaceae
Exons: 5
Coding region: 1-189 (62 amino acids)
Biological process (GO): translation
Cellular component (GO): ribosome; cytosolic small ribosomal subunit
Molecular function (GO): structural constituent of ribosome
Source: RefSeq, a predicted model, not a curated record